Molecule: messenger RNA, 1759 nt
Organism: Erinaceus europaeus (western European hedgehog)
Lineage: Eukaryota; Metazoa; Chordata; Mammalia; Eulipotyphla; Erinaceidae
Gene: MS4A1
Product: membrane spanning 4-domains A1
Exons: 7
Coding region: 203-1108 (301 amino acids)
Biological process (GO): cell surface receptor signaling pathway
Cellular component (GO): external side of plasma membrane; plasma membrane
Source: RefSeq, a predicted model, not a curated record
GCAAAGCCCAAGGUAGCCAAAGCCACCGAUUUCCUGUCACCUGGUACCUCUCAGAGACCCUGGUCCCAAGCCCAGGCCAGCUCACUCACCGCCGGGCACUUGAGCAACUAGUCAGAGGAUUGAACCCAGCAGCAGGCAUCCAAGUUGACCGACCCCUGAGCCCUGACACGUUGGAGAUUCAUUCAGGAGUUUGGAGGGUACAAUGACCACACCCAGGAACUCAAUGAGUGGAGCUUUUCCUGCAGAGCCUCUGAAAGGCCCUCUUGCCAUGCAUCCUGUUCAUAAAGGGGUGCCCAGGAAGAUGCCCACAGUUGUGGGGCCCACACAAAGUUUCUUCAUGAGGGAAUCCAAGGCACUGGGGGCUGUCCAGAUUAUGAAUGGGCUCUUCCACAUAGCCCUGGGUGGGCUCCUGAUGAUGCAGGUAGAGGUCUACACACCCAUCUGUAUGAUCCUGUGGUACCCUUUCUGGGGAGGCAUCAUGUAUAUCAUUUCAGGAUCACUCCUGGCAGCAGCAGAGAAAAACACCAAGAGAAAUUUGGUCAGGGGGAAAAUCAUAAUGAAUUCACUGAGUCUCUUUGCUGCCAUUUCUGGAAUAAUUCUUCUGAUCAUGGAUAUAUUUAAUAUUACAAUUUCCCACUUUUUCAAAAUGGAGAAUCUGAAUCUUAUUAAAGUCCCUGUGCCAUUUAUUAAUAUUUACAACUGUGAGCCAGCUAACGCCUCUGAGAACAAUGCCCUGUCUGCACAGUACUGCAACAGCAUCCGGUCUGUCUUCUUGGGCAUUUUUGCUGUGAUGCUUAUCUUUGUGGUUCUCCAGAAACUUGUGACUGCUGGGACGGUUGAGAAUGAGUGGAAGACCCCGUGCUCUAGACCCAGAGCUAAUGUAGUUCUUCUGUCAGCUGAAGAAAGGAAAGAACAGCCGAUUGAAAUAAAAGAAGAAAUGGUAGAGCUGACUGAGAUGUCUUCCCAGCCAAAGAAUGAGGAAGAAAUUGAAAUUAUCCCAGUUCAAGAAGAAGAAGAAGAAGAGCAAGAACAAGAACAGAUGGAAAUAAACUUCCCAGAACCUCCCGAAGAAGAAGCCUCGCCGACAGAAAAUGACAGUGUCCCUUAAACUAUUUGUCUGAUUUCUUUUUUGUGAGCAUCAGUGAUCACAGCUAUCAAGAGAUAUAUUUGCCCCGUUUUCUUGAGGUUCUCUGAAUUUACAUCACUCUUGAUUCUUUGUAUGAAGAAUCCAGAGUUCCUAUUCCAGUUCUCUCUCUCCCUCUCCCUCUCCCCCUUCUUCUCCCUCUCCCUCUCUCUCUCUCCCUUUCCCAGUCACAGAACAUUCCCACUUUGUAACAAAUUUUGUGUCUUGUUUGGAUCUGGAUCAGUUUUCUAACACUUAAAGUGGGGAGGGGGGCAGUAGUGGUGCACUUGGUUGAGUGCACGUUACAAGUUAUAAUGCUCAAAGACCCUGGUUCAAGCUCCCAGUCCCCACCUGCAGGGGGAAAGCUUCACAAGUAGUGAAGCAGUGCUGCAGGUAUCUCUCUGUCUCUCUCCCUUUCUGUUUCCCUCUCAAACAGUAUAGAUUAUAUGGGGAUAUGUUUCUACCUAUCAAAGCUUUCCCCACCUCCUGCUUUAAGUCUUUUACUGUCUUGUCUUGCUACUUUCUAGUUUAUAGAUGUGAGUUGAAAGAAUGAAAGAGAAAUAACACUGUGAACACACAAAUCUUCAAUGAUAACCAGUGCUUGCAUUUGUAGAAUAUAUUCCAUUUGACAAAGUA